GUGAACACCUAGAUGGAUGUCCAAUCCAGGGGCUGACACGUUCCGGCACCAAGCUCCUCCCGUGCUCCCAGCUGCGAGUCCUCCUUUCUGCAAUCGAUAUUCCUCCGGGAGUCUAGGGAGCUCGGGGCGCUACCAGCUUCAUUAGGAGAUUCGCAACGGUUUACUCUGGCCCUGGAACACUCCCGCCUGCGGAAGAGCUGCCGGCCGUGCGACAACGGGGAAGCCCCUAAAUGCAAGCCCUAGCCCCGGCAGCUGCGGCGAAGGAGGCAGCGGCGGCGGCGGGGGUCCUGGGGCUGGCGCCCCGGACGGCAUGGAGGAACCAGAGCGCAACGCGUCCCAAAACGGGACCUUGAGCGAGGGCCAGGGCAGCGCCAUCCUCAUCUCCUUCAUCUACUCGGUGGUGUGCCUCGUGGGGCUGUGUGGCAACUCCAUGGUCAUUUAUGUGAUCCUGCGCUACGCCAAGAUGAAGACGGCCACCAACAUCUACAUCCUUAAUCUGGCCAUCGCCGACGAGCUGCUCAUGCUCAGCGUGCCCUUCCUGGUCACCUCCACGCUGCUGCGCCACUGGCCCUUCGGCGCGCUGCUCUGCCGCCUCGUGCUCAGCGUGGACGCCGUCAACAUGUUCACCAGCAUCUACUGCCUGACUGUCCUCAGCGUGGACCGUUACGUGGCCGUGGUGCACCCCAUCAAGGCUGCCCGCUACCGUCGGCCCACUGUGGCCAAGGUGGUGAACCUGGGCGUGUGGGUGCUGUCGCUACUCGUCAUCCUACCCAUUGUGGUCUUCUCGCGCACUGCGGCCAACAGCGACGGCACGGUGGCCUGCAACAUGCUCAUGCCGGAGCCUGCCCAGCGCUGGCUGGUGGGCUUCGUGCUGUACACGUUCCUCAUGGGCUUCCUGCUGCCCGUGGGGGCCAUCUGCCUGUGCUACGUGCUCAUCAUUGCCAAGAUGCGCAUGGUGGCCCUCAAGGCCGGCUGGCAGCAGCGUAAGCGCUCGGAGCGCAAGAUCACCCUGAUGGUGAUGAUGGUGGUGAUGGUGUUCGUCAUCUGCUGGAUGCCUUUCUACGUGGUGCAGCUGGUCAAUGUGUUCGCGGAGCAGGACGACGCCACGGUGAGCCAGCUCUCCGUCAUCCUGGGCUACGCCAACAGCUGCGCCAACCCCAUCCUCUACGGCUUCCUCUCCGACAACUUCAAGCGCUCUUUCCAGCGGAUCCUGUGCCUCAGCUGGAUGGACAACGCUGCCGAGGAGCCGGUCGACUACUACGCCACGGCCCUCAAGAGCCGGGCGUACAGCGUGGAGGACUUCCAGCAGGAGAACCUGGAGACCGGCGGGGUCUUCCGCAACGGCACCUGCACGUCCCGCAUCACCACGCUCUGAGCCCAGCCUCCAAGGGGCGCCUCACUUAGAGCAGAGCCCUACGGGAGAAAGGCAAGCCUGGCUGGGUGCGAGUCCAGGAGCUCUUCCGGAAGGCGCCCGCGGGCAGGGGUGGGGUGGAGGGGAUGGUCUUGCACACCACACACGCCUCCUCAGGAACAGUGACCCAGGAAAGAGCGCCACGGAGAUAGAGUUGGGUACUUCGUUUCUAAACUGGGAUGGUCUUCUGGUGCCUAGGUUCCUCCUUGUGGGCACUUCCAUUGCCACUGUUCCCUUCGCACCCUCUAAAGGACCCCUGGAACGUCACCCCUCCUUCCAUUCUGCCCAGUGCAGAUCUUGAACUCUUCAUUCCCCCCUCCCCAUCCCCCCACUCCACCUGCCCUUCAGCCUGCCCUUUCUAACCGCUCUUCCUGUUGUGUUUCAAUUGAGCCACGGUUUCUUCUGCGGGACUCAGCCUGGCAUCCCUCCUCUAGCCAGGCCGCCUGCCAGGCUUUGUCUCCCGCCCCUGUGGGAGUCAAGGGAGCAAUUGUCCUCCCUUUGCGCACCCCUACUUUAAGGGCAGCCGACUCCAGAAAGAAGAGGCAGCUGCACUUUCCUCCUCCCCUGGGGGGUGGAGGGGGCUGCGCGCGCUCCCGGAAUUUCCGCUCCCCUCCCACUCCAUCAAAGUGGAGCCAGGUGCUCUCUAAACUCCAUCCCGUGUCUGAAACCCAGAUUGUAGUCCCCCACCCCCACCCCGUCAAGCUUCCUUUGAAGCAAAACUGAGCUGAGAACAAGGGGGGUUGUUUUUGUUUUGUUUUUUGAGGGACGAGCUGAGGGUAGUUGUAAUGGAAACCGUCCCGCCAUCAGAGCUCUGAUGGCGCUCUGGGUUUAAAGACCGAGAAGUGCGCAGGUCUGGAGUCUCAGUUAGGCGGGGCACACAGAGCAGGGUGCUCGUUCCCAGGGGCUGCCUGUGGAGUGCCGCUGCAGCUCCGCUGGGCGACCUUGCUCACCAAAAGCUCUGGAGAAACCAAUCUAAGAGCCCAAACAGACUCGGUUUCCUGCUCCGGUGUUUGUCCAGAAUCCAGCACCAGGCUGGGAUUUAGGGCGCUGCCUUCUGAACUUAAAACCCUGACACACCGCCUAAGCCUGCAAACCCAAGUGUAUGGCCUGCCUGGCUCCAAAGGUUCCUUCCCUUUGAGCAGUGCCUACUAAGUUAUUUUCUUGUUUAACCUAUAUGUUUACUUGUUAGUCAUGUUUGAAAAUGUGUUCCUGCGUCCCUUUUCUGGAUUCACCUAGCUGGGGGCCAGCUCUCCAGGACUUUGGAGAGAGAAGGUGGUUGCAGGUGGAGAUGGGAGUGAGUUGGAGGGGAGGGGGGUGGGACUCUCUCUCCAAGAAACCUCACGAAGUUCAUUUGCGGAGACCUCUUUUGUUUUCUUAUCCUUUCUUCUAACUUUUCUGUUUCUGCUGAUGUCCAGUGAAGCUUGUGGGUUUUUUGAAUAGUGUUUUUUAAAAAAAACUGUAGUCUCCUAUUUGUCAUAUAGUAAUCAAUAUAAAUGAUAAUGUGGUUAGCUUCCUUCUCACACCAUGUGAAAAGCCCCAAACUCCUGCUUUAAGUAUCAUUCUAUAUAUGAUUUGAGCAGAGGUAUAAUAUAUAUGUACAUAUAUAUAUUUGCAUAUAUAUAUAUCAAAGAGUCGGUGGAAAAAUUCCAUCCUCCUUUGAUUCUAAUUAUCCACGAAUCAAAGAGUGACAAGUGCGAGGCUGGCUGGAGCACUUUGAGAUUCAAGGGUUCAAGAAGCAUUCAAAGUUGGAGCUGAGAAAUCCAAUUCAGGCACAGACUGAACACUGCUGAGGAUGCCACUGCUGUGUCCCUGUUCUCUCUGGGUUCCAGGAGAGGCAAUUCCAACGGGCAAUGUAGGUACAGCAUCACUUCUUUUGAAGAUCUGCAGAGUGGAGUAGUUUGUGUCUGUGUGAUCUCACCAACCACUUUGGAAGCCUGAGUAGGGCAAGCACCAAUCAUUGUUCUACCCCGACCCCUGUAUUGCUUUAAUAUACUGACUGCUGACGUGUACAUAAUAGGCACUAAAUACAUGUUUGCUGAUUGAUUCUUUAAGUAAGCCAGGCUGUAUUAUAAGGAUCAGGAGAUACUACAUCUGGAGUUCUCAGGUUCUCUCAUUGGCAUGGUACGCAAUGGUUCAAAGUACUGUCUGAAAAGAUGUUUUGUGUAUAUUGGCUUCAAAAAUAUUUUGCUUUCCUGAAAGCAGUAAUCUAGAGUUAUCAUGUCCCGAAAGCUUGUGUUUUGUUUAAACUAAUGAACAAAUAUGCUUUGGUCAUAAAUGAGAAUAUUUAUGUAUAUAAUAUAUAUACUUAUAUAUAUAUCCUUUGGAAAAAAGGUUUUUAAUGGUUAAGAACAGUGACUUACAAAUCUAAGUCUUGAUCAUGAAUGUUUUAAGGGGAUAUCAACAUCUCGCUCUUAACUGGAGGUCAUCAUUGUACUAAAUAAACACAGCUGUAUGAUACUGGU
This is a messenger RNA of Echinops telfairi (small Madagascar hedgehog), 3873 nucleotides long. It is a transcript of the gene SSTR1, whose product is annotated as somatostatin receptor 1. Gene Ontology annotation, biological process: cellular response to estradiol stimulus; neuropeptide signaling pathway. Bases 311 to 1375 code for a protein of 354 amino acids. The record is from RefSeq and is a predicted model, not a curated record. NCBI's taxonomy places the organism in Eukaryota, Metazoa, Chordata, Mammalia, Afrosoricida, Tenrecidae. The transcript is spliced from 2 exons. Gene Ontology annotation, molecular function: neuropeptide binding; somatostatin receptor activity. Gene Ontology annotation, cellular component: membrane; neuron projection.